Brenthis ino (lesser marbled fritillary) is the source of this 1605-nucleotide messenger RNA. The record is from the annotation of a GenBank genome assembly. Lineage: Eukaryota; Metazoa; Arthropoda; Insecta; Lepidoptera; Nymphalidae.
AUGUCCGAACCUUCAGUAUCAACUAUGUACAAGGAGUCCGGGAUAAAGGUUUUAAUAGUAAAGCGCAGUUCUAUAAAGGGACAAAUUACUAAAUUCAAAAAUUAUUUAGACAAGAUUACAAGGCAAUCUCAAUUGGCGGGUAUCGAAGUGGCUGAGCUUUCACUGAAGGUCAGUCGCUUUGAGAGUCUGUCCGCUAAAUAUGAUGAGCUGCAAACUCAAAUUGAAUUAAUAAAUGCUGAUACUUUAGACGAAGAGCUCGAUGAACCUGAUACACCAAAGGUCAACAAUGCCUCUGGUGAUGUCUCUGAGACUUCAGCAAAUUAUUCAAACAAAAAUUCAAAUCAAGUUAUUUUGUCUACUGCCCAAGUAUACAUUUUGAAUCCAACGACUAAUGAGCCUCUUAAAGUACGGGCCUUGUUGGACUCAGGCAGUCAGUCAUCUUUCAUUACAAAAUCUCUUCAACAAAAACUUGCAAUCAAUUCAAAUCCAAUUUCUGUUAACGUCAUUGGUAUCGGUCACUCAGACAACCAAAUCAAGGAAAGCUGUGUGAUCCAAUUAAAAUCCAUUUACAAUAAUUUUAAGACAAAAUUAAAUUGUCUUGUGCUUCAUAGGCUGACUGGGAAUCUGCCUAAGGCACCUAUAAAUAUACAACAAUUAAACAUACCAUCGCACUUGCAUUUAGCAGACCCCGAUUUCAAUCAGCCAGCUCCUAUUGAUAUACUAAUAGGAGCCGAUCUUUUCUGGCAACUCAUGAAAAACGACCGUAUUUCUUUAGGUGCAAACAAGCCUAUGCUACAAUAUUCCAGUUGUGGUUGGUUAAUUGGUGGUCCUAUUUCUUAUCAAGCUAAACAAGUACUUUGCCAUAAUUCAGUCAUUAAUGACAACUUCCCAAACGAAAACAAAAUCGACAAUUUACUAGCAAAAUUUUGGGAGCUAGAAGAGUUUCCCCAAAAAACAAUUCUAAGCGAAACAGAAUUAGCCUGUUCAAAUGAUAGCGAGGAACUAAAUUAUAUUCAAAUUUCAGUUGCACAAGAAUUAGACAAAGGCUGUUUUAAAUUACGUAAAUACAAAAGUAAUCUAUGUUCUAUUUUUGAUAAUUGUAAUUUAAAUUUGCAAGAAAAUUUUAUGUUAAGUGAGGCUUCGAGUACUCUAGGCUUAGGUUGGAAUCCAAAUAAUGACAUGUUAAAUUUUCCAGUUAAUAUUCCUCCUUUGAGAAAUACUAUUACAAAAAGAAGCAUCAUGUCUGAUGCAUUCAAGAUUUUUGACUCACUCGGUUUGUUGAGCCCAUACAUCAUGCAGCCAAAACUUAUGUUACAAAAAUUAUGGAAGCUUAAAUCCGAUUGGGAUCAACCAGUACCGAUAGACAUUGAAAACGCUUGGAGGGAUUUUUCUAGGGAUUUGUUAUUAAUUUCUAAUUUUCAAAUUCCUAGAUUCGUCCUUAGUGAGUCACCACAAAUUAUUGAUAUUCAUUGUUUUAGUGAUGCUUCUUUGGUUAGCUAUGGUGCUUGUAUCUAUGCUAGGGUUACCUCUUCAAAUAAUCACAUUGCAGUAAAGCUCCUGUGCUCAAAAUCAAAGGUAGCCCCCUUAAAGCCUGUUUCAGUUCCU